UAUCCAUGCCUCUGGUGUCUGAUAACAUAUGAGACGAUGCAACUCUCUUGCCAGGAUCCUCGUAGUGGGCACAUAGAAAAGAGAAAUGUUAAGAACAUUGAAGAAGACUAUAACAAGUUUGUUGCAGAUGGCUGUGUCACAAGUCGACAGAAGUUUUAUCACAAUGUGACCCAUGAGAAACUGCUGGACAUUGAACUGGAAAAAGUAAGUAUACUAUCAACAUAUGUUUUUGCUUAGGAAAAACAAAUACUAAUAUAACAGGGCAUUAACUAGGAAGCUUAACAAUCUGAUUCUUUCUUUAGGUUUGUGUUCCUGGACUUCACAUCAGCUUGGGUGUUUUCAAGAAACUAUUUGACGAACUUGAGAACCAGUGUGCUGAGCUGGACAAAAGAAUUCAAAUGGAGCUGGCGGCUGACAGUGACCGAAAUGAUGAAAGAAUCUUGGCACUCAGAGCUGCUCAUCAACACUAUUGUCAGGCACAACAGUUGCAUGAGAAAGCAAAUUCUUUACAGGAAUUAUUGAAUUUACAGAGUUUGCAUUCUGAUGUGACUAUUAUGCCUGCCUUCUUCACGUCAAUGCAAAAUGAAAUUGACAGACUCCUUAAAGGUGCAAAGGAAGAGGUAACAAAACAGUAUAUACUAUAAUAUCAAGAAUGUUCAUGUGACUAACUCCAUCAAACAGACCAAAAUCUAUAACCUUUUUAAAUUAUUGUUCUGAUGAAGCUGUUUUAGACCAUGAAGAUCCACAUUCUGAAUAAUGUAAUUAUGUUCUCUUUACAUUUAAUUACAGGAAAAACGUGCACACGAGCAGAUAGAAUUGGCAGGCUUUGAUCGAUCCGAUGGAGCACUAACAAGGCAUUUGAAUGUCGUCCUGAAGGAAAUGAAUGUUGAGCGACAGGCCUACCAUGGAAAAUCAUUCAUUGGUAACCACGUGCACACCUGCUGCAAGGUAACAAACAUUCAAACUUAAAUAAGAGAUGAAAACUACAAAAAGGCAAACACAUGAACUGCCAUUAAUAAUACAAUUUGUUGCUGUCUUUUUCUUUAGGCAAGCAAUAUCAAUAAAUUAUGCAGUGCUGUAGUGGCAAAAACAGAAGAGCUGUGUCCUUCCUUGCUUUCUAAGGCAAGAGAAAGUAGUGUCAAGUUUGAACAAGCCUUCAAAUUAUUUGCUGCUUGCCAUUUUGUCUAUGAUAGUGCAGAAUACCUUGAUGAUGAGAAGAUCGACCAGCUAUCGAAGAUCGACAGUCGCAUCUUAGAGUCAAUUUAUUUCAAAGGUAUCAUUCCAAGUAUUACAUAUUCAAUUGCAUUAUGGGGAUCUUCAAAAUCUCUUCAAACCCUGGAGGACAUUCACAUCGGAGCAGCGAGAUUUAUUUUUAACAUAAAGAAUUCUACUCUUAGCACUGAGGUCCUGGCAGCGACAAAAUGGAAGUCUUUAUCAUACAUGUACAAAAAGAGGAUUGCAACCAUAUCUUAUCAAGCAUUUUACAACAGGGCUCCGGCUGGUAUAAAUUCUCUAUUUAUUAAACAUUCUCUAUCAAAAAAUCUCAGGGACAGUCUGAAACUAUACGUGCGUUGCCCUAAAAGUGACUUCCUUCGAUCUUCCUUCUCUCCAUCGUGCGUCUAUUUUAUGGAAUAACUUACCCAUGUACUUAAAGAGCAAACCCAAUAUUGGUUCUUUUAAAUCUGCUCUUAAAGAAAAAUCUGACAUUUUAGAUAAAAUAACAUUUAAUGGGUUACAGGGAAUAAAUAAAGAUAUUGUAAAUUAUAUAUAUUAAGGCAACAGUCAAUUAACUGUUGUUUAUCUUGCUAGGUAUUUUUUUAUUUUUCUUUACUCAUUGUAAAUAAUUCAUUGGUUUGUUAAUAUUAUUAUUUACUUUUUUGUAGAUACUUUUUAGUUUGUAGGUCCACAUCAGCUCUUUAGGUGCCUUUUUUACUGACCUACAUGACAAAUAAAGUAUGUAUGUAUGUAUGUGAAAUAACAAACUGAGGUUUUUUGUAACAAAGACAAUAGAAAUGUACGUCACAUGCGUUGUUCUGUAUCUGCUCAGUAAGUUAAGUCUCAUUCACCUUUUCUAGAUGCACACAUCAAAAAGUUCCUGAAGUUUAUCAGAGAAAACCUCCCUGGCAUAGCAAUCACACCAAAGCUUCAUAUGCUAGAAGACCAUGUUUGUCCAUUUCUACGACAAUGGCACAUGGGCCUUGGAUUCUACGGUGAACAAGGGAUCGAAGGAAUCCAUUCCGAGUUCAACACACAGUCACAGCAUUUUGAUCACGUCAAGAAGCAGGAUGUGAGAUUGCGGCAGAUACUAGUUAAUCAUCAUAUUGCCACGAGCCCAUCACUCGCAGGAAAAGCUCCGAAGCCUAAAGAAAGGAAUUUAAAGCAAAAAGCAAACGAAUAA
This is a messenger RNA of Porites evermanni, 2398 nucleotides long. The record is from the annotation of a GenBank genome assembly. NCBI's taxonomy places the organism in Eukaryota, Metazoa, Cnidaria, Anthozoa, Scleractinia, Poritidae.